Molecule: messenger RNA, 2925 nt
Organism: Trichosporon asahii var. asahii CBS 2479
Lineage: Eukaryota; Fungi; Basidiomycota; Tremellomycetes; Trichosporonales; Trichosporonaceae
Exons: 6
Coding region: 1-2925 (974 amino acids)
Biological process (GO): ubiquitin-dependent protein catabolic process; protein polyubiquitination
Molecular function (GO): ubiquitin protein ligase activity
Source: RefSeq, a predicted model, not a curated record
AUGUGGAACCCCGACGCGGGCAAGCACGGCUCCGUCGAUCUCUCCACUGCCUCUGCGUCCUCCUCCUCGGGCGUCCUCGCCACCGUCCGCGCCAAGCGACUAGCACGCGAGCAGGAGCGGCGGCAGGAGCUGGCCGCACUCGCCAUUCAAAGGGUAUGGCGCGGCCGCUCGAGUGCUCGCCAGACUCGCGCCCAGCUCCUCGCCCAUCUACAAGAUAAGCCGAUCGGAAUCGAGGACACGGGCAAGGUACUCGUACUCCUUAGCGGAGAUGGGGAUAGAGACGGGUUUGGCGCGAUUGCGACGAAGUGGGCUACCAGCGCUUUGGAUAAAGAUCGGCGGCCAGCCUUUGUCGCCCAGCUCGGGGAUGACGAGUUUGCGUACCGGUUUGCGUUGCUGCUCCGGCGACUGUUGGGCUUUAUCGCAAAACAGCCAAGAACCGUGCUCUCGGCGCAGCUACUGGGCAAGCUCGUCGACCUCAUCGCCCCACCAGUAUACGCUGGUCUGGAAGCUGAGCGACGGCAGGCUUUCGUCGCGACGUUGGGCGGCGAUUGGGUCAAGACUGGUGUCGGCGCGCUGCGCGAGUUCAUCGCUGCGGGCCAGCGUCUGCCGAAGAAGAAACACCCGCUCUCCACCCCUAUCGUGUCCGUUAUCAUGGCACCGAUCGCGAUCGCGCCGCCCGCACAGGACUCGCCCUUAGUCGCCUCGCUCCUGCAGGACUUGAUGACGCUGCCGUCACUACCAUUUUCGCUCCCAUUGCCGGCACUCACGACGCUCUUGCGCAGCCUACCACUAUUCCAAGUUCUGCUGCCCGCCGCCGCCGCCGAUCCGGCACUCCUUGAUGCCGGAGGGCUCAGCACCGAGCUGGCCAAGACGCACUUCCUCUCAAACCUCGCCACGUUCGGUAUCACGGGAGGCAUGCUGCAGCGACAAGGCGCGCAGGGGAUGCGGGACUGGAUCGCAGUCGUGGGGACAAUGUUCUCGACGCUCGGCGAGGGCUGGGGCCGCUGGGUCGCGACGAGCGGGAGCGAGGUUGAGCCCAUGGUCGUGGACGACAGCGACAGCGACGACGAGGACGAGAACGGCAAGCGCGUAGCGCGCAAGCCGGUGCGGGAACCACUGCCCUCCAACGUUGCCGCGCGGCUAUACUCGUUCGCCUCGCCUGCGCACCUCGGCACGCUGGUUGCCGCGGCCAUGCAGGGCGACAGCAAGACGCUGGUGGACUUCUCGUUCUUCGUGCUCGGGCUCCUUAAUGCCUUCCGAGGCUCGGCGAGGUGGGAAGCCACCCUCGACGCGGUGAUGGAAGGCAAGCGGGGAGCGCGUAUGACCAAGCUGCUGUGGCGUGAAGGCGUACGCGGCAAGUGGGGCAGCGGGCGGAAGGACUGGGAGACGUUCUCGAGCAACCCGAACCGCGCUAUGCUCAUGCUCCUCUCGCACAUUUACUGCCACUACCUGCUCCUGACGCCUGACGACGAGUUCUUCUCCAACGACACGAACGCCCUCACGCUCGACGAGGUGCUCGACCUUAGUACGAUCUGGCGCGACCUCGCGUACUGGGGUUUCAUGGAGGGAGUGUCCUCCGGUGAAAGCCCGAGCCGCGGCCCGGGGACGGAGGAGGUGCGCUCCCUGUUCACACGCGGCGUGACGCGCGUGGCAGAGAGAAAAAAGUUUGCCCCGCACAACUUCUGGGUCAUGCGCGAGCUGAACAGUGACAUCAACUCCUUCGUGAACGCGGUGCGCUACGAGGAGGCCUCUCUGCAGGGCGCCUCUGCUCCGCGCGCACUGCGCCAGCGCGAACUGGCCUACAUCGCCCCGCGCCUCGGCCUGCUGAACAAUCUGCCCAUGGCCGUGCCCUUCGAGACGCGCGUCGACGUGUUCCGACAAUUCGUGCGUGCGGACCAAAUGCGCACGCGCGGCGACAACCCCUUCCACUCUAGCCGGGUGCAGGCGCAGAUCCGGCGCACGUCUGUCGCGCACGACGGGUUUAGGCAGCUCAACCGCCCCGGCGCGCUGAGGGGGAUGGUGCAGAUCCAGUUUGUGAACGAGCACGGGCUCCCCGAAGCCGGUAUCGAUGGCGGGGGCUUGUUCAAGGAGUUUCUCACGUGUCUCGUCAAGGAGGCGUUUGACGUUGAGCGCGGGCUGUGGCUCGCCAACGAUGAAAAUGAACUCUACCCCAAUCCGCACGGGUAUGCGACCGAACCACACCAGUUGGAGUGGUACACUUUCUGGCUCGGCCGGCAGUCGUAUCUCGACGACCUCUCCUCGCUCGACGCGGAGCUGUACCGGGGCCUAAUCAGCGUGAAGAACUACCCGAAGCCGGAGGAGCUGUCUCUGUCAUUCACAGUGACCGAGGACGAUUUCGGCGUGGCGCGCUCCGUCGAUCUCGUCCCCGGGGGGAGCGAGAUCCCCGUCACGGCCGAGAAUCGGGCGGAAUACAUCCAGCUCAUGUGCCAGUACAAGCUCGGGCGGCAGUUUGCAGCCCAGAGCCGCGCCUUCUUCAGUGGUCUGGCCGAGAUGAUUGAUCCCCGGUGGCUAAGGAUAUUCGACCAGGCCGAGCUCGCGCAGCUCCUCGGCGGCGAGCACGCCGACAUUGAUCUGGCCGACUUGAAGCGGCACACGCACUUCAGUGGCUUUGCGCCGGAUUCCUCGACGCCGACCGCGUUCUGGCGAGUGUUGGAGAGUCUGUCACAGGAACAGAGGGGGAAACUCGUGAAAUUUGUCACGUCAUGCUCUCGCCCGCCACUGCUUGGGUUCAAGUACCUGAACCCCGAGUUUGCGGUCAGGAAUGCGGGUAGUGAUACGCAGAGAUUGCCUACGGCCAGUUCGUGUGCGAAUCUGCUGAAACUGCCUGACUACAAGGAUGAACGACUGCUGAGGGAGAAACUCCUCCAGGCCAUUGAGUCGGGUGCCGGGUUCGACAUGAGCUAA